UAUAUAUUCAAGAAAAAAAAAGAAAUUUUUAUUUUCUUGAAAAAAUUUUUUACCAAGUCGGAAGUUUUCUUAUGUUAAAAAUGUUGGUUCUUUUGUUGAUAAAAGCAACACUUUUAAUCACAUUUCUUCAAUUCGUAAAAUCCCAAGAAUUUUUAUCCACUGAUACUGGAGGAGUUAUUAGAGAGAUAUACUACCCAUACGAGCCUAAUGAGUUCAAAAACAUUUAUAACAUAGAGAAAUUUCCAUUUCCAACAAGUCCUUACGAAAUUAAAUAUCUUCCAAAUUUCGAAUCCGAGUAUGUCUUCUUUAUCCACCAUUUGGUGAGUUAUAAAGCUUAUUUCAUUACCCCAAUGACUGGCCAGUAUUUGUUUCACCUAAAAUGCUCAAGACGGUGUAAAUUCAUCCUAUACGAAGGAAGGACGCUGAAAGAUGAACAAGUUGCCAGCAGUGACAACUAUGAAAGCAAAACAAUUGCACAACCUCUUACCGAAAAGACAAGGUACUACAUUAAGAUGUAUCACGAAGGAAUAAAUAGUACCAAUUCUCUCGGUCUUGGUGUGACCAUGCCAGAUAAUACGAAGCAUAAACCUAUUCCAGGAAGUAUGACAUAUGUGACGCCAGAUAUGAAUUCACACAAAAAGGUUUUCCUGUUGUACUAUUUUGGUGAAUUUGAAUCUGUAAACGCUUUAACGACCGCUUCUGUAUACCCAGAACAACCCGAUUUUGUGUUAACUAGUUUGACGACAGAGUCAGAGCCUAAUCGCGCAGGUUUUUAUGGUAAAAAUUUUGGUGCUGUAGUGAUAACAUGGUAUAAAGUUACCGACGAGAACAUUUCGCACGUUUUUGAGAUAACGGAGUGCGAAAACAAGUGUGAUUUGAUGGUGGAUGGAAAUUCUUUGGACGGUGGAGACAAGGAUGGAAAGGGAGAAUACACGUGGAAUCCAUCCGAAAAAAAGUGGUACAAGGUUCAAAUGUUUUACGUCUAUUCUAAACCUGGAAAAAAAGAUAUAGCCAAACUCAAACUUAAAGUCGGCCAAAACAAUUUUGCAGUGUUAGGAGAAAAAGAAAGAGCCAGCUCUCCUUACCUGAAUGCAAAUUUCCAUAGAACGGGUGUUGUCAGUAAAACCUCUACAUCGAUUGAAUAUAAAUGGUACAGACCGAGAAUUCCCGCUUCAAUGAAUUUCACUCUUCAAUAUGUUAAACUAUAUUUUCACGAACUUCACAUGGCGCCUGUGGAAUCAUUUACAAUGCAUUUAAACGAAACAAGUACAAAAACAUUUCACAAUCUUAAAGAAUACACGAACUAUAGAACGUAUAUUUACUAUUAUGGACUUUCCUACAGGAUCAGAUCAACUGAUCUGCUGACUCGUACUGCUGAAGCAGCACCAAGCAAAGCUCCACAGAGUAUUACCGCCGUCCCUCGUUCUUCUACACGUGUAGAUAUCAGUUAUGGGGAAAUACCAAGGGACGAUUGGAACGGCAAUAUACGUGGUCACAGUGUACAAUAUGCAAAAGUGGCUAAUGAUGGUGUUACUGUGAUUGGUCCAUGGGUUAGACACAUGAAAAACGAAGCUAUCAUACCCAUUGAAAGCUUGGAGAAAUGGACUUUUUACGCGUUUAAAGUAGCUGGUGUAACUAUAGCUGAUGGGCCUUACACUGAUUUUGUUAUUAAGCGAACGCAUCAAGACAGACCAUCAAUGGCACCAGUAAACGUGAACGGAUAUAACACCAGCAGAACAUCGUUGAACAUAACUUGGGGUUAUGUUCCUGAAGCAGGUCGUCAUGGUGUUAUAACUAAAUAUAGUUUAAAGUAUUACAAAGAUGGAGAAUAUCCGAAAUGGAUAAUAAUUUCGGGCCGUGACUCUUUACACUCGCAGUUGACUGGUCUUGAUUGGUUUACAUAUUACAAUAUCGAGGUAGCAGCUUUCACAAGUGCAGGACAGGGAGUGUACAGCCCUCCAUGUCGAGUUCAAACUGAUGAAUACGUGCCGCAUGCACCGCCCUCAAACGUGACGGGUAAUAACAUAUCUGAUACCUCAAUAAGAGUAAGAUUUGAAGAUAUUGCGGAUAAAAAACUGAUAUAUGGUAUUCCCAUUGCCUCAUUUGUGAAAUAUGAACGGGUAGACAAUCCUACGUUCAAUGGGGAAGUAAAUGGAACCACCCGUGAAGCAAUUUUAACUGGAUUAAAAGAAUAUGCCAAUUAUUCCAUUAAAGUUGCUAUAAGAACUCGCCAUGGCUACAAGAACUUUUCACAGCCUAUCUACGUCAUGACAGAUACGGGAAUUCCAGACGCCCCGCCUCGAUAUAUAACGUCAUCCGUCGUUAGCUCCACAUCAUUAAAGUUUUUUUGGGAAGAUAUACUCGAAGAAGAGAAAAAUGGCAUCAUCAUUGCGUACAACUUUACCAUAAGAAAAGUAAACGAUACUAAAAAGCCAUGGAUGUUCUACACAUUGCCUCACAAACCGACUCGUACUCAGACCAUUGAAAUUGAAAAUUUAGAAAAAUGGAGAUCAUAUGAUUACGCUGUGGCUGGGAUAACCAGCAAGGGAUGUGGAGUAUUUUCAACAUAUCGUCAGGAAAGAACGGAUGAAGACAUUCCAGAAGCGCCGCCAGAUAAUCUGUUUGCUAUAAACAAAACUAAAGACAUCAUAAACAUCACAUGGGAUGACGUACCCGAAGGUUUCCGUCGUGGUGUUAUCACACUAUACACAAUUUUAUACACUGAAUCUUCGUUGGAAGUACCUGUAUGGAGAGAGCGACGUGUAAGAGCUCCCGCAAAUGAGAUUUUAAUAGGCCGCCUAAAGUUUUAUACUAAUUAUACAAUUAAAAUUGCUGCUUCGACAAUAAAAGGCAUUGGAAAUUUUUCAGAGGAAAUAAUGCAAGCUACAUCGGAAGCUCCUCCUGUUGUGAUACCUGGUAAUUUCACCUGCCAUAACACAUCUUCUUCGAGUUUGUUCUGUGAUUGGGACAGAGUAAAAGAAGGUUCUGGAUUGACCAACGGAAAGGUUCUUGGCUACAAUCUGUACUACAGUGUUGUGGACUGUGAAAUAGCAGAACUAUCGAAUUGCAACAGCUCGUUAGAAUGGGUAAUAGUUGUAAAUUCGCCUGGUUUGAGCGCGAAUAUUACUGGUUUGGAGCGUUUUACCAAUUAUUCCAUCCAAGUGCAGUUGUUCAACAGUGUAUCAAAUGGCUGGAGAAGUCCACCUUUUUACGUUUACACAGAAGAAGACCUUCCUACAUCACCUCCUUUGAGACUGGAAGGCUUUUCCGGAACUUCCACAAGUAUAUUAAUAUUCUGGGAUAAAAUUCCUUGGGGAGAGAAGCAUGGAAUCAUACAGGGCUAUAGGGCUUACUAUAGAAGAAUGAAUGAAGGACCCGAUGCCGUAACACUCAGAGAGGAGGCGAAAAAGAAAAGAAACUUGAGGAAGCGACGCGAUCUGCAGUUAUGCGACGAAUAUGACUACGAUGAAGACAUAUGUCUUGAUGACGAUGCCUCAUAUAUGCAUCACGUGGAACGACGCGCACUGUAUGACGGGUUUUACCUCUAUCCUGAAGAAAUCAUGGUCGUUAAUGGUACAUACGAUUCUAUGGAUUUAACCGAUUUGACAGAAUAUCAAUGGUACACCAUACGUUUGACAAGUUUUACUAGCCAAGGGGAAGGACCGUCUACCCACAUCAACAUGACUUGCUUGCAGUCAGUGCCAUCUGUAGGCCCAACCGCGACUGUGUUUGAUAGAUAUGCAUUCGAUGAGAUAAAAAUUGAAUGGAAUGAAUUAACGUACAAUGAGUCCAGAGGAACAGUGUUUGAAUACAACGUCGUUUACUACGCUGUAAGCAUUAAUGGAGAAGACGUUAUACCAUCGGACUACGAUCGGCAGAGUAUAUGGGUGGAUUAUCCAAUACACAACUUAACUGUUACGAAUCUUCAACCCUUUACAAAAUACGCGUUUGAAAUAGCCGCGUUGACAUAUCCAGGUGUUGGUGCCUAUGCAAAUCCAAUCUAUGGAGAAACUUGCCGAUGCGAGGCUAGCUAUACCACAAGCUAUCAAGUUAGGCCACCAGUGUUCUCAAUGAACAACCACGCUGACACUCCAGCCGGUAUAAUUGCUGAUAUAGCUGCCGAAGCAGUAGUGUAUUGUUGUGAUGUGUGUAUUAAUGGACACGGUAGGCUGCAUGUUAAUUGGACGGUUGACGGGAAUUUUAGUGAUUCCAAAAAAGAAACAACUACAGAAAUGAAAAUGGCUGUGCAAGACGGUACGAAUAUCAUCUUGCCAAUUCAACUGGACAGCUCACGAACUAUCUAUGAACAGAAUCCAUACAUUCCUAUUGUGUUUUCGCCAGGCCUUGCUAUAUUUUCGUUACGCGCUGACUAUGUUGAUUUAAUGGGGAAAAUGAUGGUCGAAACUGUUGGCUUGUUGUGGACGUUUGUGUUGAUUUGUGGCCUGCUUACUGUUUCUUGUGGACUUAUCAUGUGGAUUGUGCAAUGUAAUCCAAUGCAAAUAAGCCGUACUAACGAGGAAGAUUUUCCCGAAGAUUACCGUCAUGGCGGGGGAGCUGGCGUAUGGUGGAGUUUUGGAACUGUCAUGAGAGUUGGGUAUGGAGAUUUAGUUGCUACCGGGAAGCUUGGUCGAUACUGCACAUUUCCUAUCAUUUUGAUCGGCCUUGCACUACCCAUGGUGCUUGUAUCUGGUAUAUCAACGAUAUUUCUAACAUUCUGUCUUGACAAGUCGGAGGGAACAAUAUAUGCUCAAAAGGUUGCUACGUUGGCGGAUUCGUAUGAUGGUGUUUAUGUGCGAAGAUGGGGAGGAUCGCUUGCAAAAAAGAGUAGUACAAGCGAAGGUUUAGUGUCUACGCUCAAAGAUGGAGAUGCCAAUCGAAUAGCAAUAGAUGCAUUAGAUGCAUCCUAUCAAGGUUCAACUCUGACAAAAAAUCCACAGGUGGUGUUUCGUGGAAUAAGGGAAACAAGCUCGAGUUACGGUGUGGUGCUUGCUGGUGAUGCAGUAAAAUUGGAGAAAUGUGUCCGCGCGUAUCUCAAAGAACAUCAAGAGGGUGUAAGUCGUCGAACAAAAGCGGUACUGGAUGGAGCUCAAAAGAUUUACGCGCCAAAUGCACUGAAAGAAAAAGCAAAGGCAUUUGGUACGCUGAAUUCCCAGAAAUGGAUUAUGACCUUGAAAGUUUGCUGUGGGAUUUUUGUCGUGUUUUUUCUGAUUGGCUUAAUAUAUGAAUGUUUUCGACGAAGAAGAAACAAAGUAUCAGCCUUCGCAGUGGUUCACACUUCCUGUUACCGACUUUAUGAAGUGGAAAGUCAAGAAAUGUUGAAGAAAUUCAAAGUGAGAUGUGAACACGUGAUAAAAGUGUUGGAGCUGAAACAUGCCUUACAGCGAGAACGGUUGAGGAAACAUCUCAGAAAGACAAUAAAAUACUUAAAACCAGAAUUAGCGCACAAAUAUUACUUUUAAGGACACACAUUGACUGUGAAAAAUAAGAAAAGCACAAAAAGCCUAACUUGAAGAGCGACAGCUCCACAAACAAUCAAUUUAAUAAACUCGUGCGUACACAAAGAGAGUUGAUGAGCAGUUAACACAUACGCAAUGAGUUUGGAAGAAAGAGAAAUUCAUAGUACUAUGACAACAUUUGACAAUAAGUGUUUAUAUUGCACGCUUUCACUUUAUCAUGCACGCUAGCACCAAGAAAAAAAUGUACGGAUUUAGUAGUACGUUCUUAUUCCAUCGCAUCGUUUUGUACCACAACGGCGGCUUCACACUUGGGGUGUUCCGUACAUGAUGUCAUUCGGCUUUUUCGCCGAGAGUCGCGCCGAUAGAGAAAGUAAGUUUUGAAAAAAAUAUUUCAAAGAGAAUUCCUAAGUACCUGAUUUUUUAUAAAUAAACGAAGCAUUUCUUUUUUUU
Messenger RNA from Hydractinia symbiolongicarpus, 5906 nucleotides. Its product is annotated as protein sidekick-1-like. The record is from RefSeq and is a predicted model, not a curated record. Gene Ontology annotation, molecular function: cytokine receptor activity; cytokine binding. Lineage: Eukaryota; Metazoa; Cnidaria; Hydrozoa; Anthoathecata; Hydractiniidae. The transcript has 25 exons. The coding region runs from base 72 to 5459 and encodes 1795 amino acids. Gene Ontology annotation, biological process: cytokine-mediated signaling pathway. Gene Ontology annotation, cellular component: external side of plasma membrane; signaling receptor complex.